AUGCCUGACGCCUCCCGGCUCGCCCUUCGUCCUUCCCAAAGCUCCUUCCCCUCGCAGGGCACGCCGCAGGGCGUGCGGCGGGGCACGAAAGCUGCAGAGUACUGGUGCCCACCGCAGGGGCGAAGUCAGGAACCGGAAGGUGUUUCAGGUGGCUUUAACAAGUUCCAGACUGAAUAUUCUGAGCAUUGUGAGACGAACCUUGACAGCUCCUCACCCAGCAACUCUCCACCUGCAUCUGUCCUUGGCCUGGGAGGGCUGCGGAUAAGCUCUGACUGUUCGGAUGGCGAAUCCGACCGGGAACCCAGCAGUGCCACGGAGUCGGACGGCAGCCCAAUUCCCAACAAUCAGCCUGCCUUUCCAGUCCAGAUCCUACCUUACCUAUACCUGGGCUGUGCCAAAGAUUCUACCAACUUGGACGUGCUGGGCAAAUACGGCAUUAAGUACAUCCUGAAUGUGACCCCCAACCUGCCAAACAUGUUUGAGCACGACGGAGAGUUCAAGUACAAGCAGAUCCCCAUCUCGGAUCACUGGAGUCAGAACCUCUCGCAGUUCUUUCCUGAGGCCAUUGCUUUCAUUGAUGAGGCCCGCUCCAAGAAGUGUGGGAUCCUUGUUCACUGCCUCGCUGGCAUCAGCCGGUCUGUAACAGUAACUGUCGCCUACUUGAUGCAAAAACUCAACUUGUCCCUGAAUGACGCCUAUGACUUUGUGAAAAGGAAAAAAUCCAACAUCUCCCCAAACUUUAACUUCAUGGGCCAGCUACUGGACUUUGAGAGGACUCUGGGACUCAACAGCCCGUGUGACAACCGCUCCCCCAGUGAACAGCUGUACUUCACCACCCCCACCAACCACAACCUGUUUCAGCUGAACACGCUGGAGUCCACAUGAAGGGGAUUUAGCUUGGUCGGGAACUCGAGCAUCGAAUCGCUUCUCUUGAGCAUUUCAACUAUUACAAAAAUAUCUGUCUUGCCAGGCAGCUCUGAAAGAACUAGCUUCUCUGAGCAGAGGUGUCUGAUUGCUGCUUUAAGAAGGCUAAUGCCAUUCAUUAGUAUCCUGAUUCUGAUCAAAGCGGAGAGGUAGUCUUUUUACAGGGGGUUAUUUAAUACGGGCGAUGUUACAGCGUUCUGAACGCAGCUGUUACCGGCAAUAACCGCUUUCCUAGGUGCAUUGGGACUGUCAGAGUACGCACACAUGUGAAGAGCUACCAGGGGUUAGCUUGCUGUGGAAAGUGAGGAGAUUUAUGCACUUGGAAACCUUGAACAAAAGGUGUUGGCCCAAGACUGUUUUAAAACCCAAGUUUACCUUUUUUUGAUUUUAAAAAAAGAAAAGAGAAAUCUUACUCGAGCUUUGGGUUCAAACUCUUUUUAAAUAUGUAAGUUCCUGACUGUUUGUACAGACGAGGUUGCAAAACCAGUAUUUUAUUGUUUCUUGUUUGAUCAUUUAUUUUUUUUUAAUCAAAUGUUUAUAUUGACCAAAUGCAUUUUGCACACUUUGUGAAGCCUUGGUAUGUCCUGGCAUAUUACUGGGUACUCCAGAGAGAGAUACAUGCUGCUGCUGUUGUUGUUAGCAUCUGGUAGGAAGCUUUGUUACGUGUGAAGGCCAGUUGGGCUUAAACGCAACCCCUUCACCACGCCUGCACUCACAAUCACAAACUCUGCACUGAUUCAGCCAAGGUGACUAAGCCACAAGCUUUUUUUUAAUGCCACCCCUGCCAAAAACACUGUUUGCUGUUGCCAGAGGUAAAACUCUUGUAGCCUCCAGAGUUGGUAGAAGCAUGUCUGAGCCGAGCACUCAUUCUCUGCUGCCUGUUGACUGACUUAAUGUCAUGCAGCUGGCCUGAAAUCAUUCCAGCUUCCGAAGUAAAGAAAGUAUUUGUGAUGUUGGCGUUUCUCUUGCACACUUGAUUCUUUCCCAUGUGUGUGCAUGUGGGGUGGGGGAUAGAGGGGUGGGGGGAACAUAGUGGGAGCCCGGAGCAGAGCGAGGAUUGUGUAGUGAGGCAGGACUGAAUUGUCAUGCACGGAGCGUGUGAGGGGAGUGAAGAGAUGUGGAAAUAACGACAAGAGCGUUGUAACAGAAUUUUUAUAUACAUAUAUAUAUAUAAAAAUAUAUAUAUUAACUGGCAAAAUCUGAGAUGAUUGGAGCUUUCAACAGAGGUUCUAGUUUUUUUUAUUUUUAUUUUUUUUCUUCUUCCUCUUUCGAAUAACUUUAUGCCGUGCCUUCUAUUCUGAGAAGACUUGUUUAUAUUUCUGGCUAGUGUUUGGCAAACACCUUGUACCAAGCUGGGAGGGGGAGGAAGUGGUAAUAAUUUAUGGGAGGAGGGCAGAACGGAUUUGGAGAUUUCUUUAUUGGCUGCAAUGUAGUCCCUCCUUUCUCCCCCCUCCCUGUCCACUUUAACUCUCAUGUAAUGGAAAAAAAAAAA
Messenger RNA from Struthio camelus australis, 2416 nucleotides. The record is from RefSeq and is a predicted model, not a curated record. Lineage: Eukaryota; Metazoa; Chordata; Aves; Struthioniformes; Struthionidae.